AUGCGUCUAUUUCGAGUGCUGGGCGUCGCCCUAUUGGCGACCGCGGUGACGGCAAGUAUGAAGGAAUUGGAGGCGAUGAUGCCCAAGUGUGCGCUUCAAUGUAUGGCGGAGACUCUGCCUAAGUCCGGUUGCGCCCUCACCGAUCAAACAUGCCAGUGUACUAGUGCAAAGUACACCGAGGCGUUGGAGAAAUGUGUGCUCGUUAGCUGCAGCAUCCGCGAGGGUCUCACGACGAAAAAUGUCACCUCGCAGGCGUGCGGGGCGCCUAUCCGCGAUCGAACGAAGGCUGUGUCGAUACCUGGGGUGGUCGGGCUGAUACUGGCGGUUAUUGCCUACGUUCUUCGAAUAAUUGCGAGACUCCGGUGCUGUGGAGGGGUAUUUGGGUGGGAUGAUAUAACCAUGUCCCUGACCAUGGUUUACUUCUGGGAUGAACUCCUCUACCUCAGCGUUAUCCCCCUGACUAAAAUCUCCAUCUGCUGCUUCUACCUGCGCAUCUUCCCCGAACGCCGGUUCCGCACACUCACCUACGUCGUUAUCGGUUUCAAUGUCGCCUACUGGAUCACAUUCGUCCUGAUCUCCGUCUUCCAGUGUAAACCCCUUCCGGGCGCGUGGCACCACUGGGAUGGAGAGGUGAAUUACCACUGCAACAACAUCAACGCGCAGGGCUGGUCGGCGGCCUUGAUCAACAUGGCGUUGGAUAUCGUUGUGAUGGCGCUGCCAUUGAGACAGCUGUAUGGCCUUAACCUGUCCUGGAGGAAGAAGGCCUACGUCAUGUGCAUGUUCAGUCUGGGCAUUUUCGUUACUCUCGUCACGAUUCUGCGCCUGGAGUCCCUAAUCCACUUUGCGACCACCGAGAACCUGACCUGGGACUACGUCAAAAUCGGAUACUGGAGUACCAUCGAAUGCCACGUCGGUAUCAUCUGCGCCUGUCUCCCGGCUAUUCGAUCCCUCCUGCGGCGCAUGGCUCCCCGCGCCUUUGGCGACACGGAUCGCGGCAAGACAUACGGGACAUACGGCUCGAAUUCGCAGGCCCACAACACGGGCGGCUUCGGCGUCACCACCCAGACCACCGACUACGACUACGUAGUCGUGGGGUCCGGCCCUGGUGGCGGUCCUCUCGCAGCCAGACUGGCUAUCGCGGGCUUCAAGGUCCUGGUGCUCGACGCGGGCGAUGACCAGGGCAACGCCACUGUUCAGAAGGUCCCUGCCCUCCAGCUGCAGUCCACCGAGUACGAGCCCAUGCGCUGGGACUACUUUGUCAACCACUACUCGGACCUCGACCGGCAGAAGGAGGACUCCAAGAUGACCUACCGCACCUCGUCGGGCGACUUCCAUGUCGGUUCCAACCCUCCGGCUGACGCGGAGCCCCUGGGCAUUCUGUAUCCGCGUGCGGGAACGCUGGGUGGAUGCGCGAGUCACAAUGCUAUGGUUACCAUCUACCCCUUCGAGAGAGACUGGGAGCAGCUGGCCACCCUGACCGGCAACGACUCCUGGUCCGCGGAGAACAUGCGCCACUACUUCCAGCGUCUCGAGCGCAACCGCUACAUGCCCAGUUCCCUCAUGGGUCACGGAUUCGACGGCUGGCUGACCACGAGUCUGACCAACCUGCAGCUGGUCAUCGAAGACGCGAAGAUUCUCUCCCUUAUCUUGGCCGGUGCCACCGCAGCCGGCAAGACCAUCCUGGGCAAGGCCAUCACCACCGUCGCUGGUCUGGCCGGCGUGCUGCUGCGUGAUCUCAACAACCCCUUCCCCACCCGGGACUUCGAGACCGGUCCCUACCAGGUGCCUCUCGCCGUCGACGUGCCCGAGUACAAGCGGACGGGCCCGCGCGAUUUCCUCAUGGAUACGGCCAACGCCCGCAACGACGACGGCUCCCGCAAAUACCACCUUGACUUCCAGCUCACCACCCUCGUCACCAAGGUGCGCUUCGACCACUCGGGCCCCACGCCCCGCGCCGUCGGCGUCGACUACCUCAGCGGCCAGAGCCUCUACCGCGCCGACCCGCGCGCGACCAAGGAAUCCCGCGGCAAGCCCGGUCACGUCACCGCCAAGCGCGAGGUCAUCAUCUCCGCGGGCUCCUUCAACACCCCCCAGCUGCUCAAGCUCAGCGGCAUCGGCCCCAAGGACGAGCUCUCGCGCUUCGGAAUUGACAGCGUCGUUGACCUCCCCGGCGUCGGCAAGAACCUCCAAGACCGCUACGAGACCGGCACGAUCGGCAAGUCGCCCUCGGACUUCGUCCUCACGUCCAAGUGCACCUUCGGGUACACCCUGCCGGACCCCUGUCUGGACCAGUACGAGAACAACCCGCUUAACAAGGGCACCUACACCACCAACGGGAUCGCCAUCGCCAUCAUCCGCAAGUCCUCCGCCGCCGCCGAGGACGAAGAGCCCGACCUACUCAUCUCCGGCGCGCCCACCAACUUCCCAGGCUACUACCCGAACUACGCGAGGGAGGGGCUCUCCGACGCACAGCACUGGACGUGGAUCACGCUGAAGGCGCGCAGCCGCAACAACGCCGGCACCGUCGAGCUGCGGUCGACCGACCCGCGUGACACCCCGGUCAUCAACUUCCACUCGUUCGACACGGGCGUCACCAAAGACGGCGCCGACGAGAAGGACCUGCAGGCCGUGUACGAGGCCAUGGAGUUCUCCCGCACCAUCUUCGACGACCUCAUCCCGCUCGACGGCGGCUUCGAGGAGGUCUGGCCCGGCCCGAACGUCACCACUGAGAAAGACCUCAAGGACUUUAUCAAGCGUGACGCUUGGGGCCACCAUGCUUGCUGCACCGCCGCCAUCGGAGACGACGAGGAUCCCAACGCUGUGCUGGACGGGGAUUUCCGUGUGCGCGGCGUUGACGGUCUGCGUGUUGUCGAUGCGUCUGCUUUCCCCAAGAUUCCGGGCUGGUAUAUCGCUUUGCCGAUCUAUAUGAUCAGUGAGAAGGCCGCGGAGGUGAUUAUCGCGGAUGCUAAAUAA
Messenger RNA from Aspergillus candidus, 2973 nucleotides. RefSeq names its product FAD/NAD(P)-binding domain-containing protein. Bases 1 to 2973 code for a protein of 990 amino acids. Lineage: Eukaryota; Fungi; Ascomycota; Eurotiomycetes; Eurotiales; Aspergillaceae. Gene Ontology annotation, molecular function: flavin adenine dinucleotide binding; oxidoreductase activity, acting on CH-OH group of donors. The transcript has 8 exons. The record is from RefSeq and is a predicted model, not a curated record.